UCCGCGCAGGCAUUACGUCGCUAUAAAACUUAUCGGAUGCGUCCCCAAAUGGCAAGACGCGCACGAGCAACUCUUCUUUCAGGAGUUUCUGUCUUGCGAGAGAGCGUGUGGGCUUCCACCGGAUUCCACCUUCCCUCACAAGCACCUCCUCCUCCCAAUCAUGUUCUGAAUCAAUCGAUCUCUUGCGCAGCAUCAGCCCAGACAAGCGUCCUCGUACAUGUCGUACCUCUAGCGGUACUUGUCGUGUCAUUAAGGAGCAGCGACAGCAGCACCAAAGGUCUCAACUGGACUCGAUCCGUCUAUUAUCUUCAUGGCUGUCCUCGAGGAGUAUCUGUGGCUCGUUGUCGUCGGGGCCCUGGUGGCCUUCGGGUUCGGAUACGGAACUGGUGCGAACGAUGUGGCUAAUGCUUUCGGAACAUCCGUCGGGAGCAAAACCCUCACUCUGAGGCAGGCGGUCAUUAUUGCAUCUAUAUUCGAGUUUGCUGGAGCCCUUCUUCUGGGAAGAGUGUCGACGAAUACCAUCGCGUCCGGUAUAGCGGACAUCAACUCCUUCACUCGUGACCCGGAGGUUUAUGCUUAUGGCAUGGUCUGCGCCUUGGGAGUUGGUACAAUCUGGCUUCUUAUUACUUCCUACUUGGGACUGAACGUGUCGUCCACCCACUCCAUCAUCGGAGGAAUUAUCGGAUUUGCUUUGGUUUGGGAUGGCAGCAACGCAGUCGUGUGGGCGAAGAAGGAUACCAAUUCGUUCCCUCCCUACAAGGGAGUGAUCGCCAUCGUCAUGUCCUGGUUCAUAGCCCCCGUUCUCACCGGCCUCGUGUCUGCGACCAUCUUCUUCGUCGUCCGCACUACCGUCCUCCGUCGCAAGAAUGCUUACGCCCUGUCGUUCUGGACUCUUCCUCCUUUCGUCCUCAUCACCACAUGGGUCAACAUGUACUUCGUCUUCACCAAGGGUGCCAAGAAGACGCUGUCCUCGUCCUCUGACUGGACAGACUCCAAGGCCGCCUGGGUAUCAGCCGUCAUCGCUGCAGGAGUUACCAUCUUGUGCAUUUUCGUCGCUCUUCCGCUUUUGAGGAGGAUGGCAAGCAAUCACUUCGACAGCGAGGGCAAUCCUAUUCAGGGAAUGCCCACAGCCUUCUCUCCACAACCCGCCUCCGAGAUGAGAACUCCCGAGGAGAUCGCAGCCGGCCCGAACCAAUUGUCUCCCGUCGAUGCUGAGCCAGCUCAAUUGACAAGAUGGCAGAAGUUCAGCAAGGCAGCAACUCACGGCAUGGACGUGGAUAUCCACAAAAUCGUCAAGACGGACGACAAGAUUCACGAGAUUCACGAAUCCGCUGAGCUCUUCGAGCCUCGUGUGGAGUACGCCUUCAGCUACUUGCAGGUCUUCUCGGCCAUUUGUGUCAUAUUCGCUCACGGGGCCGGUGAGGUCGGAUACAUGGCAGGUCCGCUGGCCACCAUCUGGGACGUGUACAAGAAGGGUCAGCUUUCGAAGAAUGUCCAGCCUCCAAUCUGGGUCAUCCUCAUCGGUGCCGUCGGUCUCGUCAUCGGCCUCGCCACUUACGGAUACAAUGUCACUAGAGCCAUGGGAGUGAAGCUCGCGAAGCUAACACCCACCAGGGGAUUCGCUGCCGAGCUCGCCACCGCCUUCGUGAUCAUGAUCGCUUCUCAGUACGGUUUGCCCACAUCGUCCAGCCAGUGCAUCACCGGAGCCAUCAUCGGAGUGGGUAUCCUCGAGGGGUCGAAGGGAGUCAACUGGACCCAAUUCUUGAAACAGUUCGGUUCGUGGGUGGCCACAUUGUUCGUCAUCGGUCUGGCUGUGGCCGCCGUGUUCGCCCAAGGAAUCUACACUCCCAGCAAAAUCCAAGGAAAGGAGGUGACCAUGUACGAGGAUCGCGUGACCAACUUGACCACUCAAGUGUACAAGGACUUCAACUCCAGCCUCCAGAGCUACCGGCCAGUUGCUGCCCAGGGCCUCCUCGUCAACCUCCCCAACACCACCUGGAAUGAGCUCAACGCCACCGUAGCCGUCAAUGCGAAGGACGCCAAGAACUUGAUAGACCCCAAGAAGACCCAGUCAGUGGCAGUGGAAUCCAUCCUCGAUGCGCUUUACGUGUCACUGUCUCUGGUCCAAAAUAACAGCGUCUUCACACUGGGACAAAAUACUGUUUUUCCCGGAGCUGACAUUUGUAUCGAUCCAUCGACGACCAAUUUGACAACGGUUGCUUGCAUCUCACCGAAGCUUCUUCCAUCAUUUGCUUUGAAGACAUCGUCAGUCUAGGCAUACUUUCCUCGGAGAGGAGUUGAAAUAUUAAGGUAGUGAGUGGAACACAUUCCAGAUCUAGACAUAUUGAUUAAACACGUUGAUUCGAUUUGUUGUGAGUGUUGCUAUAUUGUUGGCACCAGUGUGGAGACAAUACUAGAAUAGAUGUUGACAAGCGCUCGUGGUCAGGACUGCUAUCUCAAAAAACCUGCCAAAUAUUUGUAUAGAUUAUACUUUCUGAUCUGUUCGUUUAGAUUACAAGUCGAUGGGAAGGCUAGAUCGCUGGAUAUUCAGAAGAACAUGUGCACACCGUUGUAUAUGGAAGUUCUCGUCUUGCGGAGGCUCUGAGAGCGAGAAGGGGUCAGAGCAUGCAGCUUUGGAGGAUAGGAAGUCUGAACGAUUGCACAUCCGAAAGAAGUUCAUGGACCGAUGACAUUUCCUAUCCACGAUGGGAUCUUCCCAACCAUCUGGACAUUUUCCCCCAGGUUUCUUAGAUAUUCACUUACUAUGUAGACCAUCAAAUUUGUGGAUUUGAAGGCAAGAAUGGAGGUUGUAGAUACAAAUGUAGAGUAUAUGAAAAAAUGAUACACUGUUAAUGUCAGUAGUCAAGAUGGUGCCAGACGGACCAGUUGAUUUCUUAGUUGCCAUCAGCGGGGACACAGCAACUUGUGUUCCAUUCACUUAUAGUUUACACAGUAAAAGCUACGAGCUUUUUCGGGGUUUCCCCAUGCUUAGAUCGUAGUAGUUUGAAAAUUGUCAACGUGUUUAUAGUUCAUGCCUCAUUUGAGGCUGGCAGGUGUAACCCCUGGUUACUAUAUUAAUGUACGAUGUCAUUUGUGACACUCUGC
Messenger RNA from Marchantia polymorpha subsp. ruderalis, 3105 nucleotides. Lineage: Eukaryota; Viridiplantae; Streptophyta; Marchantiopsida; Marchantiales; Marchantiaceae. The record is from the annotation of a GenBank genome assembly.